Molecule: messenger RNA, 1369 nt
Organism: Trematosphaeria pertusa
Lineage: Eukaryota; Fungi; Ascomycota; Dothideomycetes; Pleosporales; Trematosphaeriaceae
Exons: 5
Coding region: 20-1132 (370 amino acids)
Source: RefSeq, a predicted model, not a curated record
CUACGGGCCUGCUCCAGCUAUGGGCGACCCGCCGAACGCAUUCGCCUGCGGUGAAGUGGCAAGCAGCGGUAGGUAUUGCGACCCGAGCAUCCUCCGCAAUGGUCCGGGUCCCGACAUACACGAGCCAGAACACUCCACCAUGCAGCAGUUGGCGUGCGGGGAGGAUCUGAUUUCACCAAAUUCGGACGGUCUUAAUAUUGGGGGACUCCGCUUGAGUAGUCCGUACGGUCAUGCCAUUCCACUUCCUAGGAAGCAUCUGCGUCUGAGGAAAGGCGAGCACCUCGAAGGAGCGCGUAUUAUCCCAAGCGCCCCAUUAAUGAAUAUCUUCGAGGAUCUCGAGCCUAACGAGGUGGUGCUUUUCUUUGGCUGGAAAGGGACGAUGACAGCUAGGAUCGAAAAGGACCUGCUAUGUUGCUACUCUGGGUACUUCUCUGACGUGUUCGAUGCUCUGCUCGGUGACGGCCCAGAGCACAUUCGGUCUAUCCUGGAGUCUCACACUCGGAUUAUUCGCCUCCGCGGCGAUUUCCCGUUCGCCGUCAGGGCAAUGAUCAACUUCAUCGUCCGGGGCAUCUACCCUUUCGAGCAGGAAAUGGUCUACCACCACCCGUACAUCACCAUGCUAGACCUCCACGUCCACGCCUAUAUCGUCGCCGAGAAGUACAAAGUCCCGAAGCUAGCAGACUACGCUCUCAAUAAGUACACCACGCUCGCCUACGAUAUCGUCACGGCAAACUUCCAUGUCGACAUCCCAGCCGUCCACAACGUCCCCCAGGACGCGUACGGAAGACUAAUGUGGGAAGCCUAUGCCCCGCAGCGCCUGCUAUCCACGCCUCGUGACGCGUGCGAUCGGACGCCCAACGCGCAGAUCGACCGCUUCCUCGACUCCGUCGUGCUGCUGUGGAGGAACACAAAGAGCGAUAAGGACGCGAUGAGGAAGGUGGUUCUAGAGUUGGUCAAGAUGGCGCUGCCGAAGUUCAUGAGGAUGCGGUUCUUCAACACGAUGGUUGCAGGACUUGAGGGGUUUGCAGGUGAUUUGGAGAAGAGCCUAGGUGAAGAUGGGAUUGAGGUCGAGAUGGGAUGGGCGCCGAUCAAUGGCAGAUAUGGUGUGAAUUUCGGCGGAUCUGGGGAGUAGAACACCAUUGCAAAGUCGGGCCUGGAGGAUGAGAUGAGAUGAGAUGGUGAUUAGUCCGUCUUGUUGACGUGCUGCUAGGAUGACGGGCCUGGAUGGAGGGGAAAGGUGUUUGUCGGCUACCCGUGUUAUAGGCCUUUUCUGCUGUGGAGGGGCGAGGGUUGAGAGAUAGCGGCACUCGUGCCUUUGCGAUGUCCACGUGUGCUAUGAAAAAAAAAACAGAAAUCGUGUCAAAUGUCG